GUUGACAUAGGCAGGUCGUUCUUCUUACAGGUAAGGUGAAUGUUAUUAUUCCACGUUACCUACCUAGUCGAUACCUGUCAUGCAACAAAGAUGAAUUUAAUACACAAUUAACACAAACACACACAAAACACACUUUCUCUUAUCCUAUUUUUCUUUUCUAUUUAGCUAACUUAACACGAGCUCUCAUUUUCCAUAAACCAUAUAAUUGUUUGUCAAAGCAAGAUUACUCUAAAGAGUUUUCUACUUGAGAAUUGAAGCCUUAAUUAGAGCUUGUAAAACAUCAUAAACUUAACUAAAAAGGCGAUCCACGUAUGGCGAUGCACACCAGUGCUUUAUCACUCACUAUCGUCGGCAUUUUAGGCAACAUAAUUUCAAUAUGUGUAUACCUAUCUCCAUUGCCUACAUAUUAUAGAAUCUACAAGAAGAAAUCAACAGAGGGAUUCCAAUCAGUGCCUUAUGUGGUAGCACUCUUUAGUGCAAUGCUUUGGUUAUAUUAUGCACUCCUCAAGAAGAAGGAAUACUUCCUCAUUAGCAUCAAUUCUGUUGGUUGCAUAAUUGAGACUUUAUACAUCGCCUUUUACUAUGUUUACGCCUCUAGAAAGGCCCGGAUUUUUACAGGCACGCUAGUUCUUUCGCUUAAUCUGGUGAUCUUUUCUAUGAUUGUUCUGAUCGUUCAAUUAAAACUAAAUGAUGGGAUAGACCAGGUUAAAGUUCUUGGUGUUAUUUGUGCUGUUGUUUCCAUUGCUGUUUUUGCAGCUCCAUUGACUAUCAUGGUGAAAGUAAUUCGAACAAAGAGUGUUGAGUACAUGCCAUUCACUUUAUCCUUCUGCCUCACGUUGUGUGCGAUCAUAUGGUUCGCAUAUGGACUAUUACGAAAAGACCCCUUUAUUUCUAUUCCGAACAUUUUUGGUUUCGUCUUGGGAGUACUCCAGAUGGUAUUAUAUGCAGUCUGCAAAAACUGCUGCAUCCCCCAGGAAACAGCAGUUCAGACGAAUUCAGGCAAUCCUACCAACUUGGUCACCGGAAACAUGGCAGAUCGAAAGGACAUAAGCAACGAACCACCCCAAACUAAACUCUCAACUAUUGAUCCUGCAGUCUGAUUUCUGAUAUAGAGUUUAGCUUAUGUAUUUAUUAGGAAAAUUAGGAUCAUCAUCAUAUUCAUAUAUGGAGUAAAAUCAAAUGUAAUUCCCAACAACCAUUUUUGUUAUUCAAUGCAACUAUAUAUGAACUACCUAAAUUACUGUCA
Messenger RNA from Spinacia oleracea (spinach), 1246 nucleotides. RefSeq names its product bidirectional sugar transporter SWEET15. NCBI's taxonomy places the organism in Eukaryota, Viridiplantae, Streptophyta, Magnoliopsida, Caryophyllales, Amaranthaceae. The transcript is spliced from 6 exons. The record is from RefSeq and is a predicted model, not a curated record. Gene Ontology annotation, biological process: carbohydrate transport. Gene Ontology annotation, molecular function: sugar transmembrane transporter activity. Bases 312 to 1100 code for a protein of 262 amino acids. Gene Ontology annotation, cellular component: membrane.